AGAGUCAUAUGUUACAACCUGAGUUUUACGGUCUCCAUUUGUCUCUCCUCUUUGAAUAUUUUUCGAAGAGAAGAGAUGAUGGAUUUCAAUAAAAGCCUCCUUAUCAUCCUAUCCUUCUCUUCUCUUCUUAUAUUUUCCAAUGCCGUCCCAUCAACUCGCAUUGAUGAUUCCAUUUCCACAACUGUCCCAACCCCAACCCCUUCAAGCGAAGUUAUUGAUUACAUUGUCCCAGAGCAAACAGACUUUGGUCUCAAUAUGCCAGAGAAUUCCGCUUCUCCAGAUGAUUUCGUUUUUCGAUUAGAGGAUCCAAACUUGCUAGGAACUGUUUCAGAAGACAUUGCCAAGAAUGCCGAUCCUGAGAUCGUAAAAUUAUGUGUCGACGGAGAAAGUCCAUCUCUUUGUGCUGCAACUAUUUCAUCACUCUUGAAAGGUCCUUUUGACCCCCUCAAGGCACUUGAGAUUGAGGUUGAUCUCACCCUCCAACAAGCCAAGAGUGUAGCUGCUAUCAUUACAGAGUUGCUUAAAGACCCUAGUACCGACAAAAAAGCAGUCAAGGCUCUCGAGAUAUGCCAAACACAAUACAAAUCAAUGCUGGAUGCAAUCAAUGAGACAGUUGAGUUACUUGGACAACACAAUGUCGUGGACUCUUUUUACAAGUUCAGUUCUGUGAUAUCAUACAAAACUACAUGUGAGGAUGCUUUUGUGAAAUCUCCUGGAGUUGAAAUGCCAUUUUCUCGGGAUUCAAGUACUCUAUUUGAUUUGGGUGGUAAUUGUUUGGGCAUCAUGAACACUUUAGUUAAUAACCACAAGAUUUAAAUAAAUUAGUUCAUGAAAUGGGAGAGCAUGGCAUGGGAGGGAGAAGGAGGUGGUGACUGG
Messenger RNA from Medicago truncatula (barrel medic), 876 nucleotides. RefSeq lists its product as uncharacterized. The transcript has a single exon. Gene Ontology annotation, molecular function: enzyme inhibitor activity. NCBI's taxonomy places the organism in Eukaryota, Viridiplantae, Streptophyta, Magnoliopsida, Fabales, Fabaceae. Bases 76 to 816 code for a protein of 246 amino acids. The record is from RefSeq and is a predicted model, not a curated record.